Messenger RNA from Spea bombifrons (plains spadefoot toad), 1933 nucleotides. It is a transcript of the gene LETM2, whose product is annotated as leucine zipper and EF-hand containing transmembrane protein 2. The coding region runs from base 50 to 1375 and encodes 441 amino acids. NCBI's taxonomy places the organism in Eukaryota, Metazoa, Chordata, Amphibia, Anura, Pelobatidae. The transcript has 11 exons. Gene Ontology annotation, cellular component: mitochondrial inner membrane. The record is from RefSeq and is a predicted model, not a curated record. Gene Ontology annotation, biological process: intracellular monoatomic cation homeostasis. Gene Ontology annotation, molecular function: ribosome binding.
GACAAGAGCCGGAGGUGAUCAGCGAAUUCCGGGGAAGAAUAGUUCCUGAAUGUAUGAAAAGAUGGCCGCCUACACCUGUAACAUCGUCCGUGCUUCGCUCGUGUCCCGGGGUUCUUGCCUCGUCCUACAGAAGAGCUGUUGCCCUGUGUAUGCCUCGGCGUCCUCCAUGCAAAACGGUUCUUUCCUAAAGAGAAGCUGCUGGGCCCCUGUCGCCUUCCACCACCCCACCGUUAGCAAUCGUAUCUACCACACUUCCAGAUCACAUCUCCAGAACAAGCCUCCUCCAGAACCACCUACUCUAGAACCCGAGAAGAUCGCGCAGGUUGUGCGCAAGUCCCUGGGCCAGAGAGUAAUAGAUGAGGUCAAGCACUUCUACCACGGGUUUCGGCUCCUCUGGAUUGACACCAAAGUGGCGGCUCGAAUGGUUUGGAGAUUGUUGCAUGGUCAGGUGCUGACUCGACGUGAAAGGAGGCGGCUAUUGAGGACAUGCGCCGAUCUCUUCCGGCUGGUGCCGUUUAUGGUGUUUGUAAUCGUCCCCUUCAUGGAGUUCCUGCUUCCUGUGUUCCUUAAACUAUUCCCGGAAAUGCUUCCCUCCACGUUUGAAACAGAAUCCAAAAAGGAGGAGAAGAUAAAGAAGAAAUUGGGUGCAAAACUGGAGAUGGCCAAGUUCCUCCAGGAAACAAUCUCUGAGAUGGCGCGGAGGAACAAAGCAGAGACCGGGGCAGACAGACAGCAGCAGUUCUCCACCUAUGUGCAGCAGGUUCGAGGGACAGGAGAGCAGCCCAGCACCCAGGAGAUCGUCCGCUUUUCCAAGCUGUUUGAGGACGAGCUGACUCUGGAGCACUUGGAGAGGUCCCAGCUCGUGGCUUUGUGCCGUCUGCUCGAACUGCAGCCAAUUGGCACCAAUAACCUGCUGCGCUUCCAACUACUCAUGAAACUCCGGUCCGUACGGGCCGAUGAUGAGAUGAUUUCCAAGGAGGGUGUGGAUAACCUGACUGUGGCAGAACUACAGGCUGCGAGCAGGACGCGCGGAAUGCGGUCAUUGGGACUCACGGAAGAGCAGCUCAAGGAGCAAAUAAAGCAGUGGCUGGACUUGCACCUGAAGGAGAACGUCCCUCCAUCGCUCUUGCUCCUCUCCCGGGCUCUGUAUCUUACAGACGUUAAACCCAAGCCAAUCGUGCCACUGAAGCAGACUGUGGAGGUACCAAAGAAUACCGCUGCCCCAGACCAGCCGAAAGACCCUGCAGAGAACCUGACAGACUCCGCGCAGAUCUUGCAGGGAAUGAAGGGUGAAGAGCUCUCCCCAAAGCUACCAGUGAAAGAAUCUGUUUUACAUUCAAAGGAAAGCGCUAAGGCAAGUGCCAAUGGUAUAUAACACUCCAGUAGACAGAAACACUGCCAUAUCCAAAUCCUGACCACUUGGGAACCAAACCACUGCAAUUUAACUCUUCGGAGGCUGAUCUGUGGCUCUUCCAGUGAUGCUGAAUAUACUCCACUGUACAAUGGUGCUAAGUAUCUCUAUACGAUUUUAGCUACUAACCAUGAACACACCAAACUGUAUAAAGAUACGGACUUAUCAUUGCACGCUGCUUGUAUAAUAAUGUUUACCGAUAUACAGUUUGUACCCGGUACUGUGACUGUCCUUUGAUUUCUUGUACAUAGGGUCCUGUUUCAUUUGCACCAAGUUUAUUAUUAUAAACCCAAAAACGGCCCACAUUUUACUAAUAUGAAAUCGAGAUAUUUCAGCUAUAAUGUAAAUGAUAUGGUAUAUGGUAUUAACUUAUAUGGUAUGUAAAUAUGUACAUAUGUUUUUCAAUAAUGUUUUUUAGAACAUUGUACAUUUUAUGCCAAUCUGGUCUUCCUGUAUAUACGGUGUUCUUGAAGUCUGUAAUGGCACCUUAUCUACAUAUAUAUUAAAUUUAUAUCCUUAUUG